UGAACAGUAGGUGGCGGUAUAGUCUGGAGCUCUUUGCGAUCCGACAUGUUUCUUUUAAAGAAGAAGAGACCAACCCUUUGAGCUCAGCUGGCGCCAAAGAACAACACAUUUUGAGAGCGUUAAAGUUAUUUUCAGCUUCCAAGACCGUCGAUGGAGACGUCGGGGAACAGCCAGGAAAUCAUCAUCCUCAGUGACGAUGAAGACGAGAAAGACGCUUCCUGCCUCAUCGUGGAAGUGGAAGCCGCGAAGAAGACCGAUUGUGUUUUACCUGCGAGCUCUCGGGAUGAGGACCUGGUGGUGACCUUCUCCCGCCGGGCUGACGUGCUGCCCCACGCCCGCUACGACUGUCCCGUCCACCCUUUUACGCCUGCAGAGUGUGAAACAAAUGCCCCGGUCGCCCAUAACCAGCUGAUCUGUGACCAGUGCUUCUGCUACAUCUGCGACAAGCUGGCGUCCUCGUGCGGUAUGUGGUGCCAUAGUGGAAGGUGUCACUGCAACAGCCACAAUAAAAGCGACUUCUGGAAGAGCAUCAGAAACGCCGCCCUGCUGGGGGACCUGCAGCGGUUCAACCUUACACUGUCGGAGGUCGACCAUCAUCUCCGCAACGCAGACACAAUGUUGCAGAGCUUCCGACUGGAACUGUCGGCUUUGUUCCUGUCCAUUACGCUGGAUCAGUCGCGGCUGCCAGAUUACAAAAUGAACCAGCAAGAACUUGAUGCCAGGUACGGGCCUGUGUUUGAGCAUGUGACGACGUUCCUGAACAAAGCCAAUAAACAGAACAGCCGGGCUGCGGCCAUCAUGAAUCUUGGAGCUGCUGAAGAGUUUAUGAGACAGUUUCAAGUGUUGGGGUUUAUGGGAUCGUCUUCGACAACCAUUUUUGAGACUAUACUUAUGUUGCUGCACAGGGUCUUAUCAGAAGUACAGAGACUUAUGGUGAUGUCUACUAUUACUCCAGCAUUUAUGCACAAAUUGCAAUUUUUUUACCAGAAGAGAAUAUGUUUCCCUGCUGAAAUGAGGUACCUAAAAAACAGUCUGUGUGUCCGACCCUGGGACGACGUUCUGCUCGUGACGGUGCUGAAGGGGCAGAACGUGACGGGCGUACGCAGGGAUAAGGGCAAGAAGGACGUCCUGUCUGAGACUAUUUCUGUGGUUCUGCUGCGAACUGAGCUGCUUCAGCAUCAGUCCAGGUACAGAGAGCUGUGUCGAUAUCUGCGAGUCGUCCUGACCGAUAACCCCAAACUCUUUCAGCCGAUCCAAGACCUCAUCCCUUUCUUCUUGUGCAAGAUGGGAGACUUUGCGUCGGCUAUGAAAGGUCUCUUCCCCUCAACCACCUGCCCAGUCCCCGCCUCCCGCUUCAGUUCGGCCAUUUUCCUCCUCUAUCUGCGGAUAUUUUCAACGGCGACCGCUCCAAAGCUGACGGUCACCCAGCCUGAGCAGCUCUGCUUUUCCGAGGCGUCCUGGGAACCAAUAAAAGAUGCUGUGCCACUGAAACCGCCUGAGCUGGUAAAGUUUGGUCUCAAGGCCCAGAGACGCUCUUUGCCCGUCUACUUAGACCCUCUGUGUUGGACCACUUUACUGAAAGACGUCUGCUUAUCGACGGCUUUGCCUGAACCCCCCAACCAGUUUUUGAACAAAAUGCAGCAGUCCGUUCCGGACCUCCUCCGUCCUCACAUCAUACAAAUUCCUGCCUCCUUUUACGCGGUGUACCCAGAACACGCCUUGCUGCUUUUGGUGACGGGGGCUUUAGCUAUCAGAAUCCUUCAGUGCCCUUUUAGACCGGUGUUGCCUCUGUUCAAAGCCUAUGAGGGCAACAUGUGGGCCUUUCACUGGCUGUGUGAAAGCUUGUCGUCAAGUGAAGACCAUUACAACGCCUUUUUUAAGGAUCUCUCGCAGGAGGUGUCAAACACACCAGGAAUUACAUUGGACUUUACAUUCAAGCCCUCCCGACAGAAUUAUCCAAAGCUUCAGCCUUGAAGUGCCUCACCUGUCUGACCUGGAUUAUCUUGGUUCUGGUGAACCCACUUCUGAAGAAAAGGACGGAUGUUUUUUCCUAUUUCUUUUUUUUUUUUUUUUUUUUUUUCACAGCACCGCAGCAGUAAAGCUGACAAACAGUAAACUGGUGCCGUCCUUCGUUUUACAUUUGAGCCACUAUGGACGGCAGUCAGUGGAAAUGUCCAUCAGGUGCCACAUCUACACAGCCCUCUGAAGUUGUCCACAGCACAAUUAGUGGUCAAACAAAGGGGGGGGGGGGGGGGGGGGGGGGGGGAGGGGAGCACUCUUUGCUCUUUUUCACUUCUGUUACUGUUUAUUUAACCAAAUAUUUUUGCACUAAAAACGAUUUUCCAGUUUCUGUGUGUAAUUUAAUGAAACCUUUCUUUUUUUGUGAAAAUGAACUGUACAAUAACACUGGUUUUCCACCCUGAACCGAAGAUGUUUUGCUUUAUGAAGUUUGUAAAUCCUUGUCACAAACAACCAAUCUAAGCAAUUUAGGCAAAAAAAAAAAAAAAAAAA
This is a messenger RNA of Fundulus heteroclitus (mummichog), 2511 nucleotides long. RefSeq lists its product as uncharacterized. Lineage: Eukaryota; Metazoa; Chordata; Actinopteri; Cyprinodontiformes; Fundulidae. Bases 151 to 1974 code for a protein of 607 amino acids. The record is from RefSeq and is a predicted model, not a curated record. The transcript is spliced from 18 exons.